Molecule: messenger RNA, 645 nt
Organism: Gossypium raimondii (Peruvian cotton)
Lineage: Eukaryota; Viridiplantae; Streptophyta; Magnoliopsida; Malvales; Malvaceae
Product: pollen allergen Sal k 5.0101-like
Exons: 2
Coding region: 38-571 (177 amino acids)
Source: RefSeq, a predicted model, not a curated record
AAAGAGCAGUAAACAAAUAAAAGUGAGAACGAAAGAAAUGGCAAAUAUUCCCAUAAUCGCUCUUUUCUGCUUCACCAUUUUUGUUUCGUCCUCACUCAAUUUCGUCUAUGGGGCUGAAAAUAUGAGCUACGUCGUCGUAGGCCAUGUUUACUGUGACACUUGCCGUGUUGAGUUUGAGACCAAACUCAGCGAACCCAUCGCUGGAGCAGUAGUGAAACUGGAAUGCAGGAAUCGUACAGACAAUCACCUUACCUUCCAGAGCCAAGAAAUAGUGACUGACGAACGUGGAGACUAUCACAUUGUAGUGGAAGGCGAUUAUGAGGAAUCAGACUGCGACGUCGCCUUGGUGAGGAGUCCCAACCCGGAUUGCAAUGAUCCCUCCGAAAUGUGGAGGAUAUCCAGGGUGGUUCUCACCACACUUGACGGCGUCAGCGGUGAACUUCGGUUUGCCAACAAUCUUGGGUUUAAGAAGAAGGUUGCUCUUCCUCAGUGUACUCAAGUUCUUCAAGAGAUAGGCUAUUAUGAGCUUAGCCAAGAAGCUGGAGACAUUGCCCCUUGGUCAGAACUAUAAUAUGUAUUUUCACUUCAACUUUUUCUAAAAGCUCGGCAUUAGCCUAUAAUAAAAAUUGAAUCAUUAUUAUUCUA